GCCACUCCAACUAUAUUUAUAUGUGCAAAGCGCAACAUCUCCCCCAUCAACUUCGUCACAACAUCUCUGCACUUCUCUAUCAAAGCAGUGAUGGAUCUUGAUCUUCCGACUUUUGGUUACGCACUAGUCUUAGCCAUCACACUAUUGUUUUUGUACACCAAACUCAAAAAGUCCAGCUCAGGCAGCGGCGGCAAAGCUGCACCCGUCGCAGCUGGUGCAUGGCCAUUAAUCGGUCACCUCCCGCUGUUAGGCGGACCGUUGGCCCCUCACGAAACAUUGGGAAAUUUGUCUGAUAAAUACGGACCUGCCUACAUGAUCCGCAUCGGUGUUCAUCAGGCACUGGUGGUGAAUUCGAGAGAUAUUGCCAAGGAGAUAUUUACCACUAAUGAUAUGGCUGUUUCCUCUCGUUCCAAAUUGGCAGCUGCUGAACACCUGGGUUACAACUAUGCCAUGUUCGGGUUCUCUCCUUACGGACAAUACUGGCGUGAAAUGCGCAAAAUAACAAUGUUGGAGGUGCUAUCCAACCACAGGAUUGAUCAGCUCAAGAAAGUAUUUGUAUCGGAAAUACGAGGGUCACUAAAACAACUAUACAAGACUUGGGCUGAGAAAAAGGAUGGCUCUGGUAAGGUGUUGGUUGAGAUGAAGAAGCAUUUUGCGGACUUGACUUUGAACGUCAUUCUCAGGACGGUUGCUGGGAAGAGGUAUAAUGUUGCUGUGGAGGAAGACCAGAAAGUGGUGUCCAGAUACCGCAAGGCUUUACGGGAUUUCUUUCACUUGUUGGGCAUAUUUGUGUUGGGAGACGCAGUUCCUUUUCUCCGACGUCUGGAUUUGGGGGGCUACGAGAAGUGGAUGAAGAAAACUGCAAAAGAGUUGGACGAAAUUGCCGAUGGAUGGCUCGACGACCACAGGAAGAACGGAAGAUGGGAUGAGAACAAAAAGGAGAAGGAUUUCAUGGAUGUUAUGAACUCUGUUCUUAAAGAUGCAAACCUCGCUGGAUAUGAUGCUGAUACCAUCAACAAAGCCACUUCCUUGAAUAUGAUUUUUGCAGGCAGUGACACUACGACCGUUACAUUAAUAUAUGGUCUCUCGCUUAUGCUAAACAAACCACAAACGCUGAAAAAGGCUCAAGAAGAACUGGACGCCCAUGUAAGCAAGGACCGAUUUGUGAAUGAAUCAGACAUCGGGAAAUUGGUGUACAUCCAAGCCAUUGUUAAAGAGACAUUACGAAUGUAUCCACCUGCACCUCUUUCAGCUCCUCGCGAGCUUAGUGAAAGCUGCAAUAUUGGAGGGUAUGAAAUCCCCGAAGGCACUCGCCUGAUUAUAAACCUUCAUAGGAUCCAAAGGGACCCUAACGUAUGGCCAGAACCAUCAGAAUUUAUGCCGGAAAGGUUUCUGACAACCCACAAAGAUGUGGAUGUUAGGGGUCAGCAUUUUGAACUGAUGCCCUUUGGCAGUGGUAGGAGAAGCUGUCCUGGAACAUCGUUUGCGCUUCACAUGCUGUACUUGACCAUGUCUAAUUUCUUACACGCCUUCAAUUUCUCUACACCAAAUAAUGGUUUGAUCGACAUGAGUGGCACUCUUGGAUUGACUAACAUGAAAUCUACCCCGCUUGAAGCACUUGUUGCUCCUCGCCUUGCUCCUGAGCUCUAUAACUGAAAUCCAUGUGAAGAUUAUAA
Molecule: messenger RNA, 1676 nt
Organism: Hibiscus syriacus
Lineage: Eukaryota; Viridiplantae; Streptophyta; Magnoliopsida; Malvales; Malvaceae
Product: cytochrome P450 CYP82D47-like
Exons: 2
Coding region: 91-1656 (521 amino acids)
Biological process (GO): defense response to other organism
Molecular function (GO): iron ion binding; oxidoreductase activity, acting on paired donors, with incorporation or reduction of molecular oxygen; monooxygenase activity
Source: RefSeq, a predicted model, not a curated record